AUGAACACUCAACUAAUCGUGCUAAUUGUGUGCCUUGCUGGUUUACUAGUCUCUGCCCAGGAGGAGGUAGUCGUGCAGUCGCAGGCAGAAGCCAGGCGACCAGUGGAUUUAAAUCACUUAAGCACCGCUCAGAUACUUCGACAUCUGGUGGAGAACAGUGAGACGCUUCAGCAGAUCGACUCAAAGACACUUGGCGUCAGUAACUCCCAAAAGGGCAUUGAGCAGAAGCUAAGUCUCUUAGGACAAGAUGUUGCCGAAAUUGCACGCCUGGAGGAUAACCUCAAGAAACUGGUUCCGUGCAUCGCGGGCAAAUCUCAGUUGACGGACAACAACAUCAAAACUCUCACAUCCAGCCUCCACGACGCCGAGAACAGAACUGUCAGGGCUAUUGACACUCUUAGUCGCGGUCAACUGGAUAUCAAACAAGGACUAACCAAGGCGGAUCAAAAUCAAAAACGACACGACCUCAAUCUUGAUCAGCUGGGCAAGUCAGUGCACCAGCGUCUAAACGGACUCGACAAUCUGGUGAAGCAAAUGGUGCUCAAGGAGCUGGUCACACUGGGGCAAGCGUCAAAGAAACUAGAACAAGGACAAAAGCUCAUCGAGAGCAAGGUUGUCCAUUUGGAUGAGCUGGCCGCACUGAGCAGCAUUACAGCGAAUAAGGUGUAUCAGCUUGAGCAGGGAUUGCGUUCAAUUAAUAGCACACAACAAUACCAGCUGGCAGCCAUUGGCCAGAAUAUGCAGCAGCUGGGCGCCACCACCUGGCAGAUAGACAACAAAUUAGGAGUACUCCUCAGCACCCAGAAGAAUAUUGAACGUGCUGUGGUCGAGUGCAAGAAAUGUCAGCCACAGCACAUGGAUCGCAAUCCCCACGAGCACUGGCAGCAGCCCCAGUUCCCACAAGUUUACGAACAUAAGGACGCGCAGAAGACGCCAGUGAAGACCGAGUACGAGACCAGCUAUGCUAAUGCCGAUGAGGCUUCCUAUCUGUACCAGCUCUGGUAUGGCAAGGAUGACAAAUAGAUGAGCAUGUGGCAAAUUCAAUAAUUAAUACGACCGAAAGUUUUUAAUUGUCUUGGGGAGUGUAGUCCGGAGUGUAUAGGAGUCCGUAGGGUAUAGCAGUCCUAUACCUUAUUUUGGAAAGUCAUGCAGUCUAGUCGUCUUAGAUCAUUAAAACGAUAUUUAACAAUCAUAUCGUACAAAUAUAAACAUAAAGACAAUUUCAUUGAAAA
Drosophila grimshawi is the source of this 1232-nucleotide messenger RNA. RefSeq lists its product as uncharacterized. The transcript has 3 exons. The record is from RefSeq and is a predicted model, not a curated record. Lineage: Eukaryota; Metazoa; Arthropoda; Insecta; Diptera; Drosophilidae. Bases 1 to 1023 code for a protein of 340 amino acids.